Molecule: messenger RNA, 4182 nt
Organism: Cercocebus atys (sooty mangabey)
Lineage: Eukaryota; Metazoa; Chordata; Mammalia; Primates; Cercopithecidae
Product: PDZ and LIM domain protein 5-like
Exons: 4
Coding region: 3099-3533 (144 amino acids)
Biological process (GO): muscle structure development; heart development; actin cytoskeleton organization
Cellular component (GO): stress fiber; adherens junction; filamentous actin
Molecular function (GO): actin binding; muscle alpha-actinin binding
Source: RefSeq, a predicted model, not a curated record
UUUAUGUAUUUAUAGUGAACUGUAUCCCAGUAAGUUUGUAGAAAGACUUUUACAGGUAUGUGAAAUAUAAGAUAAUCUUAUAAAUUACAAAAGGGGAAAAAGAAUUAAAUUCAUGGAUAGGCUCAUUAAAAAUGAAGCUAAUGUCCAGACUGGACAACACUAAAAUAAUGACUUGCCCACUUACCUCUGGUUGGACUGUAAAUUUGACUUUAGGCCUUCUAGUAGUCUACCAAAAAUGAAAGGUAGUUUUGCAAUUUACAAUAAGAUAAAAAUAAGACUAUUGCUGAGGAAAAGCAUAAUAGUUCUUGCUACAAAAAUCAGAGAGGAAUUUUUCUGAAUGAGUCCAUGUGAAAAUGAUGCUGGGUGAUCUAACAACACUCCAGCAACAACUUGCAGGAAGAGCAAGGGUGAAUUUCAUAGAGCUGUGUCCUGUAACAACUAUCAGUACAGGCUCAUGUAUCACAACAAGCACUGUUCAUAAAAGGAAUAAUCCUGUGGGGUGCAGCAGGCCCAAUAUGCUGUGAUUCACAGAACCCAGUUUUCUGAUGAUCUGACUUGAAUUCAGCACAUAUUUUAGAAAAUCUGGCAAAUGGAAUGUAUUUUCCUUGGUCAGUUAUUCUUAAAUGUCUUUUUUUCUUCUGAGAUGAACUUUGUCAAAUAUUUGAUAGCAUUGAUAGACAUGUUCCAGGAGCAGAGCUUUUCAUUUUGUUCCAGGUACAUACCAACACUUAUGCUUUAACAGAAUGCAGUUUGAAGUUGGAUUGACUUCUUUGAAAACUGAGAAGCCAAAUAAGAAUACUAGCCUCAAGAGUCCUUCAGCCUUAUGGAUGAGCUGAAGAUGUGCCUUAGUAAAAAACUCACCCUAGUAAAUGGUUUUGAAUCUGUUUUAAUGUGCACCUAGAGAGUAGCAUGAAACCCCAAGGCUCUACCAUGCUCUGUGUUAUGGUCACAGUAAAUUGAGCAUGGAAGAUUUUUCAUACAUAUAUAACCAGUUACCCACCUGGUGGAAAAACACAGGACACUCAUCAAACUUUGUCUGGCUUUGAGCAGUGUGAUUCCUGGUUUAUCUUUGUUGAUAAACUACUUGCCAAACAUACACUGAGAAAAUCAGAUGAAGGAACUCAUUGAGUAGGACUGUUAUUUUAUAAGUCAGUUAAAAAUGACGGACCACUUACCAAAAGUAAUAUAUUCGAUUACAGAAUCGGUGAUCUUUAGCCCUUAUUUUCUGGCAGGAAUUAGUAAACAAAGGCAUUCCUUAUUAGUCAUAACAAAAUUAUGGUACCCUAAAGUUUUAAAAAUAAUGAUAAUUAACUGCCUAUCUCAAACUUAAGAGAAUGAUAUGUACUAGUUUAUACAAAAUGGCAUCAUGUUAUUAAUAAGAAACAAGUUAACAAAAAGUAGGGCUAGAAAAUACCCUCUUACAUCCCACUUAAAAUUUUUAAUCACUCAUCAAGAGCCUUUCUCCUUUUGUGACUCUUGCAGAAUUAGGUGCUGAUUCUGAGUAAACAUCAAUCUGUUGACAAAGAAUUUGCAGUGGGAGAUAAUUAUUGAAUAGCAAGGUUUAUGUUAUUGUCAGAAUUUUAAAACUGCUCUGACUUUGUGAUACUCAUUGCUAUGACUUCUCCUGUUAAUAAUCUGCCUAGAAGUCUGGUAUCUGAUGCUUACUAACAAUUACCAUGUGGUCGCUUAGGGAUGAUAAGUGAUGUUAAUGAGGUCAAAGGCAGAAUAUCAGUUGACUAGAGUGGCAUACUAGAAAUCAGGAAAUUCAGCUUCUAGCCUUGGCUCGGUCAGUGAUUUUAUGAUAUUUGUCAUACCUUGUGAACAUUCUGUACCUUGGCUUCUCCAUCUGUUAAACUGAAUUCAUAAUAACUGUCCUGGUCUAUCUCACAGGAAUGUUGCAUGGACAAAUUAGAUAAGUGUAAAAGUGCCUCGGAGGUAAAGCUGCUCUAUGAAUAUAAAUUAGUGUGAUAUAGCUACUGAAAAGUAUGUUGCAGAGGCUAGAAUGGUUAGUCUCUGCAGGCUUCAUGACUAGAUAAGGGUUCAUAAUGGAUUCCUGCCAAGCAAACCAAGCCCAUCUUAUCAGUUCAUGACCAUAAAGUAUUUAAUGGGGAAAAAAAAAUCCCUUUACAAACAUUUGUUACCUUGAUACAAAUGUGUGUUAAAAAUCAGUCAUGGUGGGGAGGGGGAAAAGGGAAGUUGGUGCACAGUAUAAAAUUUCAAUUAUGCAAGAUGAAUAAGUUCUAGGGAUCUGCUGUACAACAUUGUGCCCAUAAUUAACAAUACUACAUUGUACUCUUAAAAAUCUGUUAAGAGAGUGGAUCUCAUUGUAAGGGUUCUUACCACAAUAAAAUUAAAUUUUUGAAAUAAAUCAGUUAUAUUUGAAUGAAAUGAAAUCUUUCCGAGUAGUUUCAGACAAUCGAUAAUAUCUAGUUUACACUUUCUGUAGUCAUUUUGGAGGGUGAGGAUUUGAUGUGUUUAGUAAAGUUGAGAAAUAAGUAUAUGAAAGAAUGUGUGGGGAAGAGAAAUGAUUGUGGGGAAGAGAAAUUGUCUCAGGUAAUAGUUACUACUAUUUUUAGCACUUUUGACUUACCAAAUUGAGAUUUUUGUUUGUUUCUUUUAUAGAAAUGUCAAAGUCUCAUCUCUGCCUAAACCAUGUAUUUUUUUCUGGUUGCCUCAUGUUCUGUCACAGUUACAGUUAGCAUCCUCAUUCUCAAUCCUACCCAUGGUGCAGACAGAUUGCCUCAUUUCAGCUCAAUAAAACAUAUCACCAAAUUCCCUUAGACAGAAAAAGGGGUGGGGAGUGCCCUUUCUUGAAGGAAUCCCUGAAGUACGCCUCUCCCCUUUUCUCUUCACAUCAAUGCAGAGUCCCGCUGUGAAUUUACAACACCCAACACCCAUGAGUUCAGUCCUUAGGAAGGAAAAUUGAGCAAGUAUGUAAUUGGUUGGACAUUGCAUAAAAGAGGUCCUAUCCAGGCUAACCCUAGAAACUUUUAUUCUCAAACUUGGCCUUUUUUUCUUCUGUCAGAGGACCAUUCUUAGUGGCACUGGGGAAAUCUUGGCACCCAGAAGAAUUCAACUGCGCUCACUGCAAAAAUACAAUGGCCUACAUUGGAUUUGUAGAGGAGAAAGGAGCCCUGUAUUGUGAGCUGUGCUAUGAGAAAUUCUUUGCUCCUGAAUGUGGUCGAUGCCAAAGGAAGAUCCUUGGAGAAGUCAUCAAUGCGUUGAAACAAACUUGGCAUGUUUCCUGUUUUGUGUGUGUAGCCUGUGGAAAGCCCAUUCGGAACAAUGUUUUUCACUUGGAGGAUGGUGAACCCUAUUGUGAGACUGAUUAUUAUGCCCUCUUCGGUACUAUAUGCCAUGGAUGUGAAUUUCCCAUAGAAGCUGGUGACAUGUUCCUGGAAGCUCUGGGCUACACCUGGCAUGACACUUGCUUUGUAUGCUCAGUGUGUUGUGAAAGUUUAGAAGGUCAGACCUUUUUCUCCAAGAAGGACAAGCCCCUGUGUAAGAAACAUGCUCAUUCUGUGAAUUUUUGAAAGUCAACAGUUCAAGAGAAGAGAAGAAAUUUGAAGAGAAAAAGGAAAAUUAAAAUUACUAAUUUUUAGAUUCAAUAUUUAUAUGGAGUUUUGAAAAAUAAUAGUGGCCCUGAAGGAAUAAAUUCCAGCUUUAAAAACCAAGUCUGAGGAAAUAUUUGGCUUCAUAAAGUAAAGAGACAGUUUGGCAUUUAUUAUUACUUUUUCCUGUAUUUUAUGCCCAUAAAAUAACUUUUAUAAAAAACAAUUUCCUGAUGGACUAUUAAAUUCAUCUUAGAAUAAAUUAGUGAAGAAUUUAAUUUUAGAAUAAAUAAUCCAAUCUGAAAUAAUUAUACCUUCUUUCCUUGUUAGGUAGUUAUGAGUAAAUCUGCAAAAGGCAAUGAAAAUGCCUUAAAUUUUAUCAAUAAGAGAAUCACUGUAUUUAAAAAAAGAAACAAAACUAAUACUUAUCUUUAAAAUAGUAAAUAGGAUUUUAAACAGAGAAUUUUAUCAGUAAUAGGUGUCAGUUUUUUAAAACUUGCUUGUAGGCUGAGUGCGGUGGCUCACACCUGUAAUCCCAGCACUUUGGGAGGCCGAGGUGGGUGGAUCACCUGAGAGUCAGGAGUUUGAGACCAGCCUGGCCAACAUGGUGAAACCCCAUCUCUACUAAAAA